AGUCGACGAACCAUGUCCUUCGCCACCAAAUUAUUUUAAAUACUCUGAACACGACCAACUAAGGUCUUUCAAGAUGCCAUGGCCAUUUGGUUUAAUUAUUGUCCUUUUUUUUUUUUUAAGAAUAAGUGGAUGCGAAUGUAAAGUUUGAGUGGUUAUGAAGAUACGAGUUCAUCUACCAGCAGCUCCACGAGUUGGAAAAAAUGUACUGUUGAGAAACUGUAAAAUUUAAGAGUUAACGUUUAGGUAAAUUCAUAGACUAUAAAGUCAAAUCUAUUGCGGAUCCUCUACCAGGUACACUAAUACUAUUAGAACGCUGUACGAGAAGAAAACUGUGGUGUGCUGUUUUGUAUUUUAAUGCGGAUCCUCUACCAGUUACACUAUAUUCGCGUAGAAUACUGUACUGUAUGUAAACUGUCAUAGUCAAAAGAGGCUUUGGCCUGGUGGGGUGGUCGGCGAGCCUGUGCGUGAGUGUCUGGUUGUGAGCUGUGGUCGACAACACCUCCCGUUUACGUGUGCUCAUUGUUUUUGUGUUUUGCUGUUCUCCCGGCGUUCGGUAAACGGCUGGAAAGUGCAUCAGCGACUGGCUUUGAUUUUCGUUCAGUACAGUGGUAGCCAGAUUUAUGGAUUUAUUUAAUUCAUUGCGUAACCAUGCUCACUCGUAUUGCAAAUCAACGUUCCCCAUUGAAAUGAAUGGAAAUGCCAUUAAACCGUUUUAGCUUCUCAAAAAACACCAACAUUUUUGUCAUGUGUUUUUAAUUAGAAAAAUAUGGCUAAACUCUAUUGUACUGUAUAAAGAUAGUCAUAAAAUAGGAAAAAAGAAUGUAAAGAAAUAUAUAUUUUUUUCCACUUCACUGUCACCUCCCUUUCAUCAGCUUACCCAUUUUUCCAUGGACAUAGAUGCACAACUUAGUAAUUAUUUUAACACUGUUAGUUGGCGUUACAGCCUUUAUGGCCUCCUUCUGCUUCAGUAUAGUACAUAUUGUAAAAGUAGUGCGCUCGUAGUCAACUAAACACACCUCGCUCAUGUUGUUUAUAUGAUUUCAAGCUUUAAUACAAUGGGCAUGAGCCGCUUCUGUUAAAAAAAUUAAUUUGGCAAAAUACCUGCUCAAAAGAUGAAAAAUGCGAGCACAAAACUUGAACAACUGUACUUUCACUGCGAAGUAAUCCCCGUGAAGUGAUGGUGGCUGGAUCUUGUGAAGUUGCGGAAAAAAUGGACCGAGCGACAGCCUUUAAUGUGAAAAACCUGUCUUGACGUUGGGGCACUCAUAAGUCAAGAGGGUGUGUAAGGAGUUUGUCUACAAGGAUGGAGUCUCCUACCCUGACUGCUGAUGUUCGUCUAGAAGUGUCCCAGUGUUUCCAGAGCCUCACUUUGUCAGCUCCAAAAGAAGAUGCUAUCCGUGCUCUUCAAACCCUCUGCUCUUACUUGGACGAAGCACCUGAGAAUGCGAGCGCUUUGGUCCAAAAGGAGAAUUUCCGCAGGUCUCAUUUCACUCGCACUCUUCAGUUCCUGGUUAAGAACAUUCAAGCCGACUGGCUGCACGACCUGACUGUGGCACAGCGUUCGGAAUUAUGGGAUGGCCUCUUCAUGCGUGGACCUCCUGAACAGGCUCUGCUGGUGCUGAUGGAGGGAAUCGGAGCGUUAAGACCAGGUUCAAAUCUGGACCACUUGGUCAGCAUCACAGAGAGAUUCAUCAAGAGCGGUCGCACGGCUGAACUGCUGUGGUCCUACUGUCCGGCCGCGGGUCCCGCAGACUCCCCCCAGCUCCGAGAGGCCCUCGUGUCACGUAUUGUGGCGCUGCCUGACCUCACUGCCAAUAAACUGCAACACAAAAACAAAUCCUCCUUCCUUCCUCAGCAGUACUAUCCUCUGCUGGCUAAAGAGAUGCUCACCGCCUUGGAGCGGACAUGCAAGGCGCUCAAAGAUGGCACGAGCUGUUCCUUGACUUUUGUGGCUCAGACACUUGGAAAACUCUGUGCCCAAGGACAUGGUGGUUUGUUGCUGGCAGCGAUGACUCCCAAAAUGUCCAGCGCCACACGCACAGACAUGGUGUGGCAGAGGGUUUGCUGGAAGCUGCUGGAAAACGUUCCCCAGCGCUGGAUGGAGAGUGUGCUCACCGGCCUGGUUCAGGCUGUCCGUGGGCCUGAUGCUUUGGGUAGAAUCAUGGGGAAUCUUGUGUUAACAAAUAAGACGGCCCAGUUUGUCAUCACGCAUAAACUGCUGCUGCUGCAAUAUAAAUUUGAGACUCGCACGUUGAGAGUGAUUCUGGGUUACCUCGCUGCAGACAAGGAGAGAAGACCGCUGCUUAUCCAAGUGUUACGGUCGGUGUCCCAAGCAUGGGCCAACCCCAGCGCGGUGAAACACACUCCCCUGGAGCAGCAACUGUACGUCAGCAAGGCCCUGCUGCUGUGUGUCAGUCUGCUGGAGGACGCCGAGCUGCAGGAGCUACGUUCAGAACUGCUGCAGUGCAUGUUGGGAGGCAUGCAGAGCCACCUGGACAGCAGCGUGGUGCGCAUUAGGCAUAUUGGCAUGGUAGUGGGGGAGUGUCUGAGCUCCCGCAUGAAUAUCAACGGAACCAAGCUCCAAUUUGAGUUUGAACAGGAUGAGGAAACUCGAGAGCUGGUUUCUCUCAUGACUCCUAUUAACAUGGACGAAUCAGAACCUGAAUCGGAAGAUGGGGUCAGCCGUCCUCUAGAGAUCAGAGAAACUCCACCAAUUUACAAUGAAUCAUCACCAAAUGAACAAGAAACGAGAUCAUCCAAAAAUGAGCCAGACUCUGACCUGGAUAGUGAUGACGAGUUCACGCCUUAUGACAUGUCUGGAGAUCAGGAAAUAAAUAAAGCUUCACCACCACGCUACCUCCGAGAUUGCCUAGAAAAUUUAAUUUCCUCCGAAGACCCGGAGCGCGUGGAGCUCAGCUUGACGGUUACCGAGAGUCUGGUGAGAAAGAACGUCUUCGCAGCCAAGGAGGUCAGUGUCCAGCUAACCAAAGUUCUGCUUCACAUGGAGGAUAAAUACAACAUAAAUGGCUUCCUGGCUCUCAGGCAGGCCACCAUGGUGGCGAUUGUGGUCACUGACUGCAUCCCGGUGACCGAGUACCUGACUACAGAGUUCUACUCCUUAAACUACAGUCUUCGCCAGCGCUUGGAUAUUUUAGAGGUUCUUGCUGUGGCAGCUCAGGAGCUGUCGUUGCCAACCCCAGGAAACGCGGAUCCGAUUGUCGCCACAGAUGUCACGCCCGACUCGGCUAACAACUCGGCUCACUGGCAGCAGGUUGUUGAGAAGCGCAUUCAGGCAAAGACUAAGCGCAUCAGUAAGGGAGCCGUCCAGCCUCCAGCAAAGGCCGCAGCCAACCGUUACGCACCGGUUGCUGGAUAUUUCUUCUUUCCUCUACUCAGAAAUUAUGACAAGCCUCAGGUGACCUUCGACUUGUUGGGAAGUGACCACCUGGUGUUGGGCAGGUUGAUCCACACCUUGGGCGUCUUCAUGCAUUUGGCAGUGAAUGCACCGGUUGCUGCGCAGAUGGGUCGUGCUCUGCUUGGCUUUGUGUGGACGGUGCGCUACCAUACUGACCAGCUGGUAAGACGAGGCGUCCUCUUUGCCGUCUGCUCUGUGUUUAUGAGCAUGCCCUGUCAAAACUUACUGGUGGACCUUGCAGACCAGCUUUUUGAAACCAGAUCUUGGUUGGCAGAUGUGGCCGAGGGUGACCUGGAUGCAGAUUGCCAGAGUUUGGCCGUGCAGUGUCUGGUGCUGCUGGAUAAGAGCCUGAAGAAACAGCUCCAGAGUCCGCAAGCCCUCAGCAUAGAAUCACGAUGACCGACAACGACAACAACAACAACAAAAACCGCACCGAGUCAAAGAGAACAUUCUGUCCUCACUAGGACUGCAGGUGUUGAUGAUGAUGAUCAAGGAAGCGGAUGACAGCAAAGUCCCUGAGAGCGGGAGGACUUUUUUCCCUUCCUGGAACAUGAGACCAAGAAAAUGAAAAUGAAAGCACGUCUUGUCCCUCGGCUCUGUAUCUGUGUGUAUAUGCCUUAACAGUACACACAAUUUUUACAUCUAAUUUUCGUUCAAACUUCGACUCAUGGUCAAACCAGAUAAAAUGUGGCUAAAAAGGAGAAAUAUUAUUCCAUUUUAUUGGUUAAUAUAGUGUGAAGAGGAUAUCCUUUAUAUAGUAGAGGCAUGUCCUUUUGUCUCUUUCCUGUACAAACAGAUCUCACUAUUGGGGUUGUUUGUUCUCAAAGGACAUCCUGUGAAUAUUUAUGUAAAGAACGAAGUCGUACACACAGUGGAAAAAUAAAUUGCGCUUCCUCCUGUGACAUAAAUGGACGGUUUCACAUGAGAAUGAGUUCUCUAAAAUUCAGUUUCUCGAAGAAACUGCAAAAGAUGACAAUUUGUAGUAUCUAUUUAGAUUUUUGUUUACCCCAACUCAAAUACUUGCAUAUAUUCAUAUACACUAUUUUCUAGGGACUCUGAAUUGUCAUCACUUAACAUUCGUCAUACAUUGAAUGAUGAACAUGCGGUGACCUCAGUUAUUUAUCAUCAAUUGAAAUUUUGACGUAGUAAGUGUUUUUGGAAAAAAUGGUAGACAUACUUCAGAAACAUCACUUGUGCAAUAGUUCAUGUAUUUGCAUUUGGUACACUCUGUCCCAUACAGAGUUCACACACGGUAUUAGGUUUGAAACGGGAAGUAUAGUUCUUCAUGUUGUUGCUACUUUGGUUACUCCAUAAACAACCACAGUGCAGCUCACCCUCUGUCUACUGAUGUCCCUAAUAGCGUAUGCUUUUGGCGCUACGUCGUACUCAUUUGAAUAUCAAUGCAGAUCGAAAGGAAACUAGCGAGGCACUAACAGCGUCUUGCCGAUAUAUUGGUACCUGAGUUUUUCGAGAUAGGAACCAUCACUUAGCCGAUUUUGUUAUUUGAUGUUUUUUUUUUUAUCUUAAGUUGUUAAUUUUCUUACAAGGGCUCGCUAUGGUAUUGGGGAAUUUUACAACAAGGAGCAGUGAAAAUUUCUUCAAAAAAAGAGGCCAAGUGCUUUCUUCAAGUUCUCUCCCAAUUAAACU
This is a messenger RNA of Phycodurus eques (leafy seadragon), 5062 nucleotides long. RefSeq names its product TEL2, telomere maintenance 2, homolog (S. cerevisiae) (gene telo2). Bases 1304 to 3814 code for a protein of 836 amino acids. The record is from RefSeq and is a predicted model, not a curated record. Gene Ontology annotation, molecular function: Hsp90 protein binding; telomeric repeat DNA binding. Gene Ontology annotation, biological process: protein stabilization; telomere maintenance via telomerase. The transcript is spliced from 21 exons. Lineage: Eukaryota; Metazoa; Chordata; Actinopteri; Syngnathiformes; Syngnathidae. Gene Ontology annotation, cellular component: cytosol.